GGCUCCUCGCUUUGUCGGCCGGCAUCGGCGCCUUCUUCGCCUGGCGGGACCGCCGAGACCAAUCGAACCGGCAGUUCCUGACGGCCAACAAGCAACUCGGAUGGCUGCCGGUGUCCGUGUCGAUGGUGGCCAGCUUCGUUUCUGCCACUUCCAUCCUCGGUCUGCCCUCCCAAGUCUUCGUGCGAGGAACGACUAUGUGGAUGAACGUCGUGUCUUCGUCCUUGGCGUUGCUCGUUGCUGCCUUCGUGUUCCUUCCCAUGUACUACAACAUGGACAUCACCAGCAUCAACGAGUACUUAGAGAAGAGGUUCAUGUCAACCGCUGUCCGGAACAUUGCGUCCUCAGUGUUUAUUGUGCAAACGCUACUGUACAUGGGUGUCGUGCUGUACGGCCCAUCACUGGCUCUCGGAUCUGUGACCAGCUUACCGGUGUGGUCUUCUAUCCUUCUGAAUGGCUUUGUAUGCACAUUCUACACUGCCAUAGGUGGUAUCAAAGCAGUGGUGUGGACAGACGUGGUCCAAAUGGUCCUCAUUUACGCGGGCUACACAAUGGUCAUCGCGUCUGGCAUUUCCCACUUGGGAGGUUUCGGCGCCAUGUGGCAGAUAGCCAGCGAAGGAGGCAGGAUCAUAAUUACCAACUUCAGCACGAGCCCGUACGAGACGUACACGUCGUGGAACUUGCUCUUUGGCACCACCGUGAGCUGGACGAGCAUAUACUGCGCCAGCCAGACGCAGCUUCAACGUUACUCGAGCAUCGGCUCGCUGCAAGAUGCUCGCAGGGCACUUCUGCUGAAUAUCCCCAGCGUGGCUGUGACUCUGCUCUUGUCUGUGCUUUCGGGGCUGAUCCUCUACGCUGUGUACUGGGACUGUGAUCCUAGGCUCACCGGGGACAUCGACAAGUCGGACCAGCUGAUGCCGUACAUAGUGCAAGACUUGCUACGCUGUUACCCGGGGCUUAGCGGGCUGCUUGUGGCCGCCGUCUUCAGCGGUUCGCUCAGCACACUAUCCUCUGGCUACAAUGCUCUGGCCGCUGUGACCUGGCACGACUUCGUUCGUCCCAAGGUAAACGUCACUGAAGCCGCUGCUCUAAGAGUUACCAAAUGCAUGGCCGCGGCGUAUGGCUUGCUUUCAAUUGCGAUCGCUUUUCUCGCUGGAGCUACGGAGUCUAUUGUGCACGCAACGGCAUCGCUGGUGGGGACCCUGUCCGGUCCUCUUUUGGCCAUCUUCGUACUGGGCAUCUUUUUUCCCUGUUGCAGGAAGAAGGGUGCCAUGGCAGGCAUCCUCAUCGGCAUCGCUAUCUCUAGUUGGCUGGUGCUAGGCUCCAUCGUGUACCCUCGGCAAGCGGACGCGCUGCCUACGUCAACCGCUGGAUGCCCAAACUUCAACCGAACCAUCCACGCUGGAUCUUACGAGUCACCGCCCGUGCCAAGUGGGAUCCUCCGGUUCUACCACAUCUCCUUCAAAUGGGUCGUCCUAGUCGGCUUUCUCACCCACAUGAUCGUCUCGCUGGUCGUCAGUCUCGUCUUUGAACGCAACGAGAAGGACUGCGUCGAUCCCCAGUACGUCUGCCCCUUCAUACGGCCAUGCAUGGGAAACUACACCCGGUGCAGUAAGGACGCUGACAACGAACUCGGGCAGCAACUGCCGACGAACGGAACGGCACCAACGGAACUCUGCGAGCUCACGUUGGAAUGGCAACAGCCUACCGGAACCACAGGGCCUAGAACUACAGAACCACAGUGCACAGUGCCAACUUGAAACGUCAUCGAACUCCACUGUUUCAUUUUCAUCGUGUACUACUUAUUUUCACGCGGACAUAAAAUGUCCAUGCAUGUUUAAAAAUGUCUGACGUUCUGCU
Messenger RNA from Dermacentor andersoni, 1857 nucleotides. Its product is annotated as sodium-coupled monocarboxylate transporter 1-like. Gene Ontology annotation, cellular component: membrane. Lineage: Eukaryota; Metazoa; Arthropoda; Arachnida; Ixodida; Ixodidae. Gene Ontology annotation, biological process: transmembrane transport; sodium ion transport. Gene Ontology annotation, molecular function: symporter activity. The record is from RefSeq and is a predicted model, not a curated record.